Molecule: messenger RNA, 3030 nt
Organism: Stylonychia lemnae
Lineage: Eukaryota; Ciliophora; Spirotrichea; Sporadotrichida; Oxytrichidae
Source: the annotation of a GenBank genome assembly
AUGUUAUGGGAGAUUUCUGUUCUGAACAAGAUAUACAAGACAAAUACAUUUUCAAGGUUGAAGUCUAGAGUUCAUAAUGGCAGGAAAAUUUAUGUUAUAUCAAGUAAUAACAAAUUUUCCUCAGUUGUAACAGAAUUGGAAAAGGGUGAUGAGAUCAACUGCCAUAAUGAUGAGGAUCUACUAAGAAAGUACUUUGGAAAAAGCCACAAAAUUGAUCUUUAUGAUAAACCUAGUGAUUACUUAUCAGAUCUGUAUCUUUACGACAGCAUAUUUGAACUAGCCAAAAUGGCUGAUAGUUCUAUUCCAAAUGAAACCGCUAUCUAAUGGAUUAAAAAAUUAUUUUCUGGAUUUAACUCAGAUAUUAAUGAAAGUGAUUCCCUAAAAAACGCUUACGAUUUAAACAGACACCUUGCCCUAAGGUUAGUUAGUCUUAACUUAAUAAAUUAUUUAGACAUAAUUGCUUCGUCUGCUGUCAGAAGAAAUCCAUUUGCAAGGGAGUUAUUAUCAAAGAAUAAUGUUUAAAUGUUGAAUAUUCUAAGAUGGAACAAAUGGAUAGAUGAUAUUACUCAAAUUGAUUUCAACAAAAUUUAAGUUUACCAUUUAAAAAAGGAGGGAAAAAUUUAAGAAGCAAUGACUAAAUUUACCUCUAGCAAGGAUCUUAUAAUGGCAGUAAAAAAGAACUAGUAUGAUAAGGUUAAGUAAAUACUAGAUAAAAAUAAAAAUGCGGUUCAUUCAAGAGAUACUGAUAAAACCAACGAAUCACUAGUCCAUUUGGCAGCAGAAAGGGGUGAUAUAGAAAUGAUAAAACUAUUACAAAGCUAUGGAGCAGAUAUUGAUGGAAUGGAUAAAGAGAGCGCUACUCCAUUGUUUUAUGCUUGCCAGAUGGGCAAAUUAGAUAUUGUAAAAUACCUUGAUUCUCAAGGUGCAAAAAUACAUCAUAAAGAAUUUUAAGAAAGGACCGCAUUGUAUAUAGGAUGUGAUGUUGAUGUUCCAACCAAACUUGGAAGAUCAGCGUUGAGCAAAGCUUGCUGGAAUGGGAGAAUUGAAGUUGUAGAAAAGCUGGUUUCAGCACCAAAUAUCAAUAUAAAUAAGCAAGACUUGUCAGGUCGUACUGCUCUUCAUAAUGCUGUUUGCAUUGCUUGCUCAACAAAUGCUGUUGAUAGUAUAGAUGUUUUAAUGAGUUUCAAAGCUGAUAUUACAAUUUAAAAUUCGAAGGGAAAUUAUCCUAUCCAUAUGUAUCCUGAUUUGAAUGUAAGAAAUUAUUGGGGUUUCUCACCAUUUGAAGCAACGAUUGCCACUGAUAAAUAAAGUGUGAUUUUGUAUUUCAUUUAGAAGGCAAUUAAUGGGGAAAAAGUUCCCAUUGAAUUGGAUAUUAAACAUCAGAUUUUUGAAAAUGAGAGAUGCUUGAGAAUAUUAAUCGACUAUAACAGUUAUAAGACUUUAUCAGUGAUUAUAACUCAAGUUACAUAUUAAGAUGAAUAGAUCUCAAAGAAAUUGAUAGAAUAUUUCCUUAAAGAAGGACUUAUUAGGUCAAUACUCCUAAAUCAUUGGAAAAUUUGGACUGUCAUUUUUGAAUUCUUUGAAGAUGAAAAGGUUCAAAUUCCUUAAUAGCUACUAAAUGAUAUUCUUUUAUGCAGUAUAGCUCAAGAUUUAAAUUUUGAAUUUUUCUUUGACAAAUUCCUAAAGAUCAGAUAAAGAGAGAUGCCAUUAUUUGCAGUUAAGGCCUGCUGUUUCACAAAGAACUCUGAUUUUCUGUUCAAAAUUGUCGAAGCUUACUAGAAUUAUAAUCAAAGCACAAUUCUACAAACUUUGACAGAAGAGCAUUAGAAAAAAUUUGAUAUUGAGGGUCUUUUAAAUCAUGAAUAUAAUGAAGGAAAAAAGAUCUUAAAAAAAUUUAACUAUUAGUAGAUGUUCUAGUCCUUUUCUGGUUAUAACCCACUCCAUUUAGCUAUUUUGAAAAAUAGUUUUGAGUCUGUCCGAUUAAUCAUUGAUGAAACUAAUAUUGAUGUAUGCCAGCUUACUUAAAAUGAUGAGAGCUGUAUAUUACUAGCUUGUAAGAAUGGUGUGAAUAUAGAGAUUUUGGAAAGUCUACUUGUUGGAUUAAGAAGUAUUAAGCCAUUAGAUGAGGUAAAGGAAUUUCUUAACAUAUAAGAUAAGUCAACCCUUAAGGCAUUCGAUUAUUGUAAAAUAAGAAAGAGAACUGAUUUAGCAGUGAUUCUUGGAGAUUUUGUUGAUUCAAGCAAAUCAGUUAUAGAGAUUGGUUAUGAACUAGUUAAUCUUGACUUCAAGGGUUAGGCUAGAAUGCUAUUUGACAAAGAAAUUUAAUCGAUAACAAAUCUAAAUCAUUUGGAAUAAUACUUUCCGCUCUAAGAACCAUUUUUAAAGUCUCAAUUCAAAAUGAAAUUUGAGAAAAGUAUCACAAAAUAAAUAAAGCCUCUUCAUUUUACCCCUUUCACUUGGAUUGAUAGUGAGGAAAUUAUGAUUAAAGCGAUAAGUAGCAUGAAAGAAUAAUUAAGCUAAUGUAAUUUGCUUUCAGUCGAUCUUGAAUAUCAUAAUCUAGCUCGAAGUGAUUUAGAUAUUUUUGUUGUUAACUUGUUUGAUACUGGAAGAGCUUAUCAAAUGAUUUAAAAAAUGCCGGAAAAUGCACCUAAACAUAUGGAUUUAGCUUCUCUUGAAACUCUUUGUGAGAAAUUCCUUGGAAUAUAAAUGGAUAAAUUCUUCUAAAUAUCUGAUUGGAGAAUAAGACCUCUUCCUUAAGGGAUGAUUGACUAUGCAAGAUCAGAUUCUCAUUUCCUGAUACCGUUAUAUGUUAUAUUCCAACAAAUACUAAUAGGCUAAAUUAAUAAUCUUUGGUUGAAGGAUGAAACAUCCCAGGAAGAUUGGGUUAUUCAUCUUAAGAAAUUAAGCACAGACAAAAAGAAUAAGCAUUUCAACGGGUUAGGAAUAUUGGCAAAGAUGACUAAUGAUUUUUCCGUUGAAAAGAUCUUGAAGACAAAUAAUUAGAGAGUGAAGAUUACAAUUAAAAAUUGA